Molecule: messenger RNA, 1379 nt
Organism: Lactuca saligna
Lineage: Eukaryota; Viridiplantae; Streptophyta; Magnoliopsida; Asterales; Asteraceae
Source: the annotation of a GenBank genome assembly
AUGGGUGUCUCUUUUCGACAAUGCAAUGCCAAAAAUGAUUCGUUUUCACAACAUGUUGAGGUGGAAGGGCAUUGUAACCACAAGGCGAUAGUGAGUGCUUGGAAAGAAGCCUGUGGAAGCGUAGCACCAAGCUCGAUGUUGAUUCCACCAGGGACCUAUAUGGUAUUUCCUCCUGUUGAUCUCAUUGGCCCAUGCAAGGGUCCAAUUCAGAUCAAAGCCACUGGAGCCACCAUGAAGGCCCCACCCGAGCUUAAAAAGUUCACAACCGCAUACUGGAUCUCCAUAAGGAAUGUUAAUAAGUUGACUAUGAUCGGUGGUACGUACAACGGCCAAGGCGAACAAACUUGGAAGCAAAAUUUAUGCCCCGACGGGGGGCCAGGACCUUGCCCACUUCCAGUCAAUCUUCAAUUCAAUAAUAUCACAAAUUCAUUGUUGCAACACAUAACAUCCACCGAUAGCAAAUUCUUUCACAUGUAUAUAACUUCAUGUGACAAUACAAGACUUGAUAAUAUCACCAUUUUAUCACCACCACACAGUGUCAACACAGAUGGAAUUCAAAUCGGGCGUUUAAGUGGAGAUGGCAUAGGUAUUGGGAGUUUAGGAAGACGCGAAAAGGAAGAACCUGUACAAGGAAUCUGGAUCAAGAAUGUCACCAUGAAAAACACAGAAAACGGACUCAGGAUAAAGACUUGGCCUACAUCUUUCCCAGGAAGUGUUAGUGACUUGCAUUAUGAAGAUAUCACCAUGGACAAUGUGUCUUUACCCAUAUUCAUCGAUCAAAAAUUUUGCCCUAUGAAUAACUGCAAGAAUGGAACUCCAUCAAAGGUGCAGAUAUCGAAUGUGAGCUAUAGGAAUAUAAGGGGAACAUCAGCAACUAAGGUGGCAUUGAAGUUUGAUUGCAGCGCGGGUGUACCAUGCAAGGACGUAAAUGUGGCUGAUAUUAAUUUGACAUUCAAAGGACCUAAAGGAGGACCUGCCACCUCUGAGUGUGCUAAUAUUAAACCCAAAGUAGUCGGUAAAGUUGUCCCUUCAGCUUGUCCAGGGUUAAAAGUAAUAUGAUCUACUCCAUCGAUCGGCAAAGCAUAUAUAUGGGCGGGUAAUGGUUGUGGAAUUCUCUGAGGAAAUAAGUAAAUGAAAAUUUUUACACAAUUUCGACGACAUUUCUACAUAGAUGGACAUUGCAUGUGCUGGAGUAUUUUGUAUUGUAUAUUACUAUUCAUUGGUUAUUAAAUGAUUGUUAAGUGGGAUUUGCUAAUUCUUGAAAACUUCAUCCAUAAAAGUUACUUGUAUUUAUAGAGGAUUUUAAUUAAUGUUUCUUGUUUUAAAGUAUAUGCUAGUGUGUAGAAAGAAAAACGUGAAACCGAAAAAAAGUUCCGAAC